Molecule: messenger RNA, 1670 nt
Organism: Mycena citricolor
Lineage: Eukaryota; Fungi; Basidiomycota; Agaricomycetes; Agaricales; Mycenaceae
Source: the annotation of a GenBank genome assembly
UGUGACGAUCAUCUUUCUCCCUAAAUCCGCAGCUAUGAGCGUGUCCAACAGCAAGUGCGAGAGAGAAAAGUGAUUGACGAGUACAGAUGCUGCUUCGAUCGGUCGGCUGGACAAGCUUCUUCUUCGACAUGAUGCCUAACUUGUCGAAUCUUGAGCCUCACCACCUCAGAAUCUACUACGCCGAAACGAUCUCCUCGGCCGUCUCCGUCUUCCCUAUAUCUUGACGCAGUGUUUGCGGCAGAGAUCCCCACCGCCUCUUUCCCUUUCUCCUGAGUGGUUUCGACAUGGCACCUCGAGUCAACAAAGAAGAACAGGAGUUCGUUCCUCUGCAAUACACCCUCAAGGAGAUCCGUGACCAUAUUCCGGCCAAGUUCUUCGAGCGCAAGACGGGACUCGCUUUCUCAUAUCUCGCCCGGGACAUUGUCGUCGCGGGGACUUUCUUCUAUCUCGCGACCCACAUCGACACCACGCUCAAGUCGUACCUCGUCAAUGCCGGCGCGACUCCGCUUGCUCUGACUGCGGCCAACUGGGCCGCCUGGUUGACCUACUGGUGGUUCCAGGGUCUCAUGCUUACCGGCAUUUGGGUCAUCGGUCACGAGUGUGGACACGGCGCGUUCUCCGCGAGCCGUGGCAUCUCGGAUCUCGUUGGGUUCAUCACGCACACAUUCCUUCUCACGCCGUACUUCAGCUGGCGCUACGUCCACCACCGCCACCACUCGCACCACGCGUCGAUCGAGAACGACGAGGUGUACGUCCCGCACACGCGGACAGACCUGAAACUGCCCGAGCAGAGCGAGGGACUCGAGCUGGAGGAGCUCUUCGGCGACACCCCGCUGUACACACUCACGAUGCUGCUCAUCCAAGAGUUCAUCGCGUUCCCGGCCUACCUGCUGUUCAACGUGUCUGGACAGAAGCGGUACCCGAAGUACUCCAACCACUUUAACCCCAACGCGAUCAUGUUCAACAAGGGACAGGGCGCCUACGUCAUGCUCUCCACGCUCGGACUCGCGGCAAUGGGUGUGUUCCUGUACGAUCUCUCAGUCCGCUUCGGCGCGAUGAACGUCGUCAAAUUCUACUGGGUCCCCUGGCUGCUGGUCACGCACUGGUUCAUCAUGAUCACCUACCUGCACCACACGGACCCGAUUCUCCCGCACUACCGCAAGGGCCAGUGGAACUUCCAGCGCGGGGCCGCGGCUACCGUGGACCGGGACUUCCUCGGCUGGCAGGGUCGCUUCUUCCUCCAUGAUGUCGCGCACUAUCACGUCAUCCAUCACUUCUUCCCCAUGAUGCCGUGGUACAGCGGAGCCGAGGCGACCAAGUACCUCAAGGAGAUCGUCGGCCCGCACUACCACCGGUCGAAUGACUACGUCUUCAAGGCCCUGUGGUACAACUACAACUUUUGCCAGUUCAUCGAGGAUGAAGGUGAUAUUGCAUUCUACCGCAACCGGCAGGGCAAAUCGGCGUUUGACAUUCCGAAGCUCAAGGCCAAUGUGCUGGGCAGCUAGAUGGCGCGCAUCUAAGGGAAACUCCGACAACUUGAGCGAAAUCACUUGUGAUUUGAUUCCUUGUGCGCUGAAGGCUUCAUGGCAAGAGUGAUGUAUUUCGUUGUUGUAAUGUAUAGAAAAUUUGAGAAUUCGAGUGACUUGUUACUAUGCAGAAUUCCUUUUAUC